Myotis daubentonii (Daubenton's bat) is the source of this 2108-nucleotide messenger RNA. RefSeq lists its product as uncharacterized. Gene Ontology annotation, biological process: regulation of transcription by RNA polymerase II. The record is from RefSeq and is a predicted model, not a curated record. Gene Ontology annotation, molecular function: sequence-specific DNA binding; DNA-binding transcription factor activity, RNA polymerase II-specific. NCBI's taxonomy places the organism in Eukaryota, Metazoa, Chordata, Mammalia, Chiroptera, Vespertilionidae. Gene Ontology annotation, cellular component: nucleus.
GGGUGUCCAGUGCUAUUGGUCUGACUGAUCCUACUUUACACAUACUGGGGUGUUUUAGGACUCACUGGCCUUUAAGGAUGUGGCUGUGAACUUCACUCUGGAGGAGUGGGCUUUAUUGGAUUCUUCACAAAAGAAACUCUACAGAGAUGUGAUGAGGGAAACCUUCAGGAACCUGGCCUCCAUAGGAAAGAAAUGGGAAGCUUAUGACAUUGAAGAUCAGUACAAAAACCAAAGGGGAAAACGAAGAAAUCCAAUAUUAGAGAGAGUCUGUGAAGGGGAGAAGAAUAGUCAAUGUGGGGAAAACUUCAGCCUUACUCCAAAUCUCAGUCCAAAGAAAAAAUCUCUUCCUAUAGUAAAACCAUGGGAAUACAGUGUGUGUGGAAAAGUCUUCAUGCUGCAGUCAUCCCAUAAUAUGCACAUCAGAAGUCACACUGGAAACAAGCCAUCUGAGUGUCAAAAUUAUGGAGAAAAGCUGUAUAAUUAUGAUGUAUGUGGGAGAACCUUCAGUUAUCGUCAGUGUUUUGACAAACAUGAAAGGAAUCACAAUGGAGAAAAAGCCUAUAAAUGUAAGGAAUGCGGGAAGACCUUUAGUUCUUCAACUUCACUUCAAAUACAUGAAAGAUCCCACACUGGAGAAAAACCUUAUAAAUGUAAACAAUGUGUUAAAGCAUUCAGUUGUCUCAGUUCUCUUCGACGUCAUGAAAGAGUUCACACUGGAGAGAAACCCUAUGAAUGUAAGGAGUGUGGAAAAACCUUCAGGUAUUAUCAAAAUUAUCGAAGACAUGAAAAUAAAUUUACUGGUGAGAAGCCCUAUGAAUGUAAGGAAUGCGGGAAAACUUUCAGAUGUUAUCAAAGUUUUCGAAGACAUGAAAGAAAUCACAGAGAAGUGAAACCAUAUGCAUGCAAGCAAUGUGGUAAAACAUUUAGUUGUCUCCGUUAUCUUCGUAAACAUGAAAGAAACCACACCAGAAAGAAACCCCAUGAAUGUAAAAUAUGUCGUAAGACAUUUAGGUAUCCCAGUGAUCUUCAAAAACAUGAAAGAAAUCACACUGGAGAGAAACCUUUUGAAUGUAUGGAGUGUGGUAAAGCCUUCAGAGAUCCCAGUUCCUUGCAAACACACCAAAGAACUCAUAUUGGAGAGAAACCCUAUGAAUGCAAGGAAUGUGGCAAAGCCUUCAGUUCUCAUCAAUGUGUCCAAAUACAUGAAAGAAAUCACACUGGAGAGAAACCCUAUGAAUGUAAAAUAUGUCGCAAAACAUUUGGUUAUCCCAGUUCUCUUCGAUAUCACAAAAGAACACAUACUGGAGAGAAAUCCUAUGAAUGUAAGGAAUGUGGGAAAGCCUAUAGAUAUCUCAGUUCCUUACGAAUACAUGAAAGAAUUCAUACUGGAGAGAAACCUUAUGAAUGUAAGGAAUGUGGGAAAUCCUACAGAUGUUAUCAAAGUUUCCAAACACAUGAAAGUAACCACACUGGAGAGAAACCAUAUGUAUGUAAAAAAUGUAGUAAAGCAUUUAGUUGUCUUCACUAUCUUCGAAAACAUGAAGUAAAUCACACUGGAAAGAAACCCUAUAAAUGUAAAAAAUGUAGUAAAGCAUUUAGGUAUCCCAGUGAUCUUCAGAAACAUGAAAGAAAUCACACUGGAGAGAAACCCUUUGAAUGUCAGGAGUGUGGGAAAGCCUUCAGAGAUCCCAGUUCCUUACAAACCCAUGAAAAAACUCACACUGGAGAGAAACCUUAUGAAUGUAAGGAAUGUGGGAAAGCCUUCAAAUGUUAUCAAAGUUUUCAAACACAUGAAAGAAAUCACACUGGAGAGAAACCGUAUGUAUGUAAAAUAUGUAGUAAAGCAUUUACUUGUCUCCGUUAUCUUCGAAAACAUGAAAGAAUUCACACUGGAGGGAACCCUAUAUAUGGAAGCAAUUUGGAAAAUUCUUCAUUUCUCACACAACCUUUCAAAAUCUGAAGAUGAACCUGAGAAAAAUUAUAUUAAUGUGCACAAUUUGCAAAAGGCUUCAGUUAGCUCAGUUUCUGUCAAAAGCAGGAAAGGACUCGCUGGAUAAAAACUCUUGAAUGUAAACAGUUUGGGAAAGAUUUGAAUUGGUCCACAUUCU